AUGUCGCGUGAUCGAUUUCUUGGCUACAGCUGCUGCCUCGUCGCGGGCGUGGGCUUCGGUGUCAACUAUUUGCCGGUGAAGGGCAUAGACACCGGUGAUGGUAUCUUCUUCUCCGCUGUCAUGUCCGUGGGCAUCCUCUUCGUGGGGCUGUUGACAGGCAUGGUGCUAACAAGCACGCCCGGGCUCACAAUGCCGGUGUUCGAGCCAUGGGCUGCGGUGGGAGGUGCCAUCUGGAUGUGCGGAAACCUGAUGUGCCCGUACAUCAUCAAGCUGAUCGGGAUGGGCCUUGGGCUGACAGUUUGGGACUUGAGUAAUAUGAUCAUCGGCUGGUUCACUGGGCACUUCGGGCUUUUCGGAGUGCAGAAGGAGCACCACAAGAGGCCUCUGGAGAACAUCCUGGGAUUGGGUUUGUCCAUGACCUCCUUGGUCUUCUUCUCCUUGGCGGCGAACGCUGAUGUCACGGACGCUGGAGACGCAGAGGGCCCCCAGGUCACCAAAGAG
Molecule: messenger RNA, 501 nt
Organism: Symbiodinium necroappetens
Lineage: Eukaryota; Dinophyceae; Suessiales; Symbiodiniaceae
Source: the annotation of a GenBank genome assembly